GAGAGUGGAACUGCCUUGUUUGCAGGUGCAUCUCCGGCUUUGUAGGUGCGAACGUCUUUGUGCGGCGGACAAAUGGGGAGAGGAGGAGGAGGAGGUGGGCACUUCUGCGACGUAAGAUCCACAUCAGCUCAACUCCUCUCACAUCCCAGCCGGCACUUCCUCACUUUCUCAAGUGUCUCGCCCCACACCGCUCCCUGCCUCCUUUUUGGCUUAUUAUAGACCAGAUCUCAACCUCCUUCCCCCGCCCCCCGAGUUGGCUUCUUGCUAGGCUGGGGCUGUGUCACGCUUCCUUUCCUGCUGCCUGUCUCUUGCAAAAAGGCUGGAUGGUUACACCGGGAAGGUUGGCUCCAUGAUGUUAGGUGCUGUGAAAAUGGAAGGGCAUGAAACUAGCGACUGGAGCAGCUACUACACCGACAAUCAGGAGGCCUAUUCCUCUGUUCCCGUCAGCAACAUGAACUCGGGACUGGGGUCCAUGAACACCAUGAACACCUACAUGACCAUGAACACUAUGACUACCAGUGGCAACAUGACAUCCAGUUCCUUUAACAUGUCCUACGCUAACACAGGGCUUGGGGCAGGACUGAGCCCAGGCGCCAUGGCAGGCAUGUCUGCUGGCUCCACAAACGCCAUGAACAGCAUGACUGCCGGGGUGACGGCCAUGGGGACUGCGCUUAGCCCGACCAGUAUGAAUGCCAUGUCGGCUCAGCAAGCUUCAAUGAACGGCCUGAGCCCUUAUGCCAGCAUGAACCCAUGCAUGAGUCCCAUGGCGUAUGCCCAGUCCAACCUCACCAGGACCAGAGACACCAAGACCUUUAAGCGAAGCUACCCCCAUGCCAAGCCCCCCUAUUCCUACAUCUCUCUGAUUACAAUGGCUAUCCAGCAGGCUCCCAGCAAGAUGCUGACGCUGAGCGAAAUCUACCAGUGGAUCAUGGAUCUGUUCCCCUACUACCGGCAGAACCAGCAGCGGUGGCAGAACUCCAUCCGGCAUUCCCUCUCCUUCAACGACUGCUUCGUCAAAGUGGCCCGCUCGCCCGACAAACCCGGCAAAGGAUCCUACUGGACCCUGCACCCCGAUUCAGGCAACAUGUUUGAAAACGGCUGCUACCUUCGCCGGCAGAAGCGCUUCAAAUGCGAAAAGCAAGCGAACGGCAAAGCCGGUCAGGAGGGCAGGAAAGACCACUCCGGCGCCUCCAAUUCCAGCUCCAACUCCCCUUUACACAGAGGUCACAAUAAACCUGCCCAGCUGGAAACCGCAACCUCCGUCUCCAAUCCCAACCCUUCCACCAGCCCCCAGUCUAUGGACCACAAUGGAGCAAAUACUGAGCUUAAGACCUCGGCUUCCGCGGCGUCCUCUACCAUUAGCUCAGUCCCGGUCUUGGCGCCUGUCCCUCACCCGCCGCACUCCCUAGCCCACGAGUCCCAGCUCCACCUGAAAGGCGACCCCCAUUAUUCCUUCAACCACCCCUUUUCUAUCAACAACCUCAUGUCCUCCUCGGAACAGCAGCACAAGCUGGACUUUAAAGCCUACGAGCAGGCUUUGCAAUAUUCUUCUUACGGGGCGGGUAUCCCGGGCGGGCUGCCCCUGAGCGGCGCCUCCAUGGCCGGUAGGAGUAGUAUUGAGCCCUCGGCACUGGAGCCUUCCUACUAUCAAGGUGUGUAUUCCAGACCUGUGCUAAACACGUCUUAGCUCUGCUCAGUCACCUCCCGGACGGCGAGCCUGAUUCUCCCUCUCUCUAGCCCGGUAACAAAACUGUCGCGUCUCCGCACGCUCCGUGCAAAAGGACUGUUACUUUAUUGUAUUCGAACGCGUUGUGUAUGUUAUUAUAAAACAGGCCCUCCAGCGAAAUUGAGCGAACCCCCUAUUGUAUAUACCCCCCUCCCCUCGCCUUUGCCCCUCCAAAGAUCGCUGUAGCCUUUGCAGGGUGUUAUUAACCUUACAGAGAGAGAGAAAGAAAAGGUGGUUGAGCUUGUAAACUAUUUGUUUGUGCUUUCCAUCCUCACCCACUCCCCACUUCUGUGCUCUAUAAUCUCAUGCAAGUUUACAGGUAUGUGGCAAUACUUUUAACAAUACGGAGAUGAAGAAGCAAGCAAGUAGACAUAUAAGGUUCUUUUUUAAUUAAAAAGGUUUGAAGGACAAUACUGUGAAGUAGCAAAACACUAAUCUCUAAGCGACAAGAAAACUAUUUGCUUUCUCAGAUUAUCCUUUUGAUAUUUGCAAAAUACUCUUCGGGUAGCAGAACAGGCAUCAGCACAGAUGCAUGGGCCGGAUCCUGCACUCUUAUUGAUGUCAAUGGGCGCUUUGGAGCGCAGAAUUUGGGCCAGAUAUUUCCCAGCGUUACCUGCCUUGGGAUUUAAUAUAAAGUUACAGAGGUCACAGUCAGUUGGAUUUUUUUCCUCCCAAGCUGUUACUGAAGAUUCUCAUUCAUCAGGAACUCUCUUCAACGUGUGGAUGAUAUGAUUAUUUAAUUUGAGUCUCUUCAUUGCGUACAAACUAGACCUAUACAUGUAUAACAACGUUAUUUUUUUCCGGAAAAUAUUGAAUAUUAGCCCAACGCAAAGAAAGAGGCGAGAGAGCUCGCUCUCUCCUUAUAUCUGUUUCAGAAUAACACAUCCAGAAUUUUUUAUGGCCGUUUAAUUAUUGCCAUUGUUAGCUUGUUUCAUCCAGUGUUAAUGCACUUUCCACAGUUUUACACGGUGUUAGCAUAGACAGACGGGUCUUAUUAUUAUUCCUGUUCGCUUUCUCAAUGUUCUUAAUUUAUUGCAUGGUUUAUAUUUUCUUUCUUUAAGGCCGAAAUUGCUUUAAACAACAGUAAAAAAUUACACAUGAAUUUUUUUUAAAAAAUGUUAAUUUUAUAAAUGUGAUUGUAAUUGAAAAAUAUUUUGAUUUAAAAUGAUAACUGAGAAUUUAAGCCGUGAAGUAUGUUUUUGAUCAUUUGCAGUUAAGGACUUUAAAUAAAUCAAAUGUUAACAAUGAAUGAUUUCUGCUAUUUUCUUUCAAUUGCAUAUGUGCGAAGGCUAGAAUAGACUUACAUAAAAUAUAAAAAUAGAGGGUGGAUA
Messenger RNA from Chelonoidis abingdonii (Abingdon island giant tortoise), 3057 nucleotides. It is a transcript of the gene FOXA1, whose product is annotated as forkhead box A1. Gene Ontology annotation, molecular function: DNA-binding transcription factor activity, RNA polymerase II-specific; RNA polymerase II cis-regulatory region sequence-specific DNA binding; protein domain specific binding. The record is from RefSeq and is a predicted model, not a curated record. Gene Ontology annotation, biological process: anatomical structure morphogenesis; regulation of transcription by RNA polymerase II; cell differentiation. NCBI's taxonomy places the organism in Eukaryota, Metazoa, Chordata, Testudines, Testudinidae.